AAUGCAUGGUCUUGGAGAUGAUUUUAUUAUUGUUGAAUUCGAUAAUCUUGAAGAGAAUCAAUUAGAUUAUAGUUCGUUAGCUGUUCAAGUAUGUGAUAGAAAGUUUGGAAUUGGUGCCGACGGAUUAAUUAUUGCUAAUCCACCAGAAAUGAAAUUAAUACAGUUUCAAAUGCUAGUUGGAGAAUAUUUAAUUCUGACGGAUAAUACCAAGUACAGGAAACUGUUGAUUAAUACUCUUUCCGGUGUAAUUCUAUGGGAAAUUUUAGACGAUGGACAAAUUAGGGUGGACAUGGGUCCGCCUAUUUUACAAUCAUCCAACGUUCAAGCAGAAGUUUUAAGGACAAAUAUAAAAAUAAAGGAUAAAGAAUUUCCAAUCAAUUUGAUCAGCAUGGGAAAUCCUCAUUGCGUAAUUUUCACCAAAGAGGAUACUGAUAGUCUUGCUAUUGAAUAUGGUCCAAAAAUAGAAUGUCAUAGUAUUUUUCCAUUGAAAACAAAUGUAGAAUUCGUUAAUAUAAUUUCGAAUAAUCGUAGUAAAAUAAGUAUUUGGGAAAGAGGUUGCGGUAUUACAAUGGCUUGCGGUACAGGAGCUUGCGCAUCAGUUGUAGCAGCAGUUUUAAAUAAAUUAACAGAAGAAUCGGUAAUUGUUGAUUUACCAGGUGGUCAAUUAAAAAUUGAUUGGAAUGGUUGUGAAAAUUCAAGUGUCUUUAUGACCGGAAAUGCUGAAUUUGUAUGUUUCCAAUUAACUGAUUUGUUAGAGAGAAACUGA
Molecule: messenger RNA, 766 nt
Organism: Dimorphilus gyrociliatus
Lineage: Eukaryota; Metazoa; Annelida; Polychaeta; Dinophilidae
Source: the annotation of a GenBank genome assembly